Messenger RNA from Sinocyclocheilus rhinocerous, 1294 nucleotides. RefSeq names its product polymeric immunoglobulin receptor-like. Gene Ontology annotation, molecular function: transmembrane signaling receptor activity. The coding region runs from base 98 to 1294 and encodes 398 amino acids. The record is from RefSeq and is a predicted model, not a curated record. Gene Ontology annotation, cellular component: plasma membrane. The transcript has 8 exons. Lineage: Eukaryota; Metazoa; Chordata; Actinopteri; Cypriniformes; Cyprinidae.
UCUGCUUCUGCUCAUCAUUGGACUCGUUUCAUGUAUAGUUACUCUCUGCAAGAAUAAGCGUCAGGCUCGAGAUAAAGACCCUGAUUCAGCCUCUAACAUGUCUGAACCUGGAACCGAAAACAGUGAAGCGGUUCCUCAAAUGCCUUACAUUUAUGAGGAGAUUAAAGACACCAGACUUCACACUGACUGCAAAACUGCCCAAUUACCCACAGACCCCUCUGGUUCUAUUACCACAGUUUAUGCUACUCCACAAUCACCCACAAAUCCCUCUGUUGAGUGGGAUAAACAGUGUAAGAAUCAGUUACCUACAAAUCCAUCUGAUUCUUGCACUCUUUAUGCUACUCCAGGAUUACCCAUAAAUCCCUCUGAUUCUACUAAAACAGUCUCUGCGUCUCCACAAUUACCCACAAACCUCUCUGAUUCUUCUGACACUGUUUAUGCUACAGGAAUAAUCAAGAUUUUCAUUUUCACUCUACUGAUGAUUCCUGGUACUGUGACCUCAAUCCGUGUGACAGGACAUUCAGGGGGUGUAGUCAACAUCACAUGCAAAUAUGAUAGAAAAUAUACAGACAAUGCAAAGUAUUUUUGUAAAUGGCGGAGAGGAGAGUGGUCCAAAUGCUCUGACCUCAUCAAGACUGAUAAGAAAAAUGGGGAAAAAUGGGUUGAUUCUGGAAGAUUCUCUCUGUUUGACGACACAAGAGCAGCCGUUUUCACUGUGACCUUCAGAGAUCUGAGUGAACGGGAUUCUGGGACGUACCAGUGUGGAGUUGAUAUCUCUGGAAUAAAAGAUUCUCACACUGAAGUGAAUCUGAACGUUGUAACAGCUGAUUGUUGUGAGAAGAGCAUCAGUCUCUCAGCUGCUGCAGGAGGAUCUGUGAACAUCAGCUGCAAAUACCCACAAUCCCACAGUGCUGAUGUGAAGUUUGUCUGCAGGAGAUCUGGAUCUGAUCUCUGUGCUGAAGAGACGUCUGUGGAGGAGAGCAGAAGAUGGAGCGCUGAGGGACAGAUGCAGCUGUAUGAUGACAGAGAGCAGCAGCUCCUGACGGGAACCAUCAGUCAUGUGACUCAACAACAUUCAGCUGAAUACUGGUGUGGAGUUCAGUCUGAUCAAGGACACAAGAGCUUCAUCACACCAGUCCUCAUCAGCGUUACAGAUGUUUCAGAAACAACUUCACCACAACCAACAUCUUCAUCAUCACCAUCCUCAUCAUCUUCAUCAUCAUCAUCAUCUUCUUCUUCUUUUUCAUCAUCAUCAGCUGAAUCUCCACUGCAGAGAAUGUGUGUCAGAAACUGA